AUGCUCGCCUCCCCUCUCUACCCAUCGACCGGCCCAUUUUCUACCGCACACGGACCCACUAACAGCAAAGACGUGGAGUCUUUUAACAAGCUUUUGCCGCCUCCCGUAGAAUUCAUAGAGGGCUCGUCCUCUGGCACUCUCGCCAUCCCAGAAGAACAGUACGAGCCCAUAAAUGUCACCCCAAAGUCCGCGAAGCCUGAGCGGUCUCGCGCGACAUCUCCACCCCCCAAGUCAUCCAAAGCUGCCACCGCCUCUCGUCCCACCGCGUCAUCCGCCUCGUUAUAUCCCGACGCGAUCGACACGACAUGGCCGACCGACAAGAACGCCAGCGGCUUGUAUAACAGUGGCAACACUUGCUUUCUCAACAGCGCAUUGCAGUGUCUGCUCCAUACCCCACCACUUCUUCGAGUCCUGAACAGCCAUACGGGGACUACAUGUAGCGUCAAGCAGGGUUUCUGCAUGUCGUGCAAUCUGCGCGAGGUGGCUUUGAAGUCGUACAGCAGCCGUGUUGCGUUUCUCCCCAGCGAGAUCUCCAACAAACUCCAACAUAUUGCGAAGCAUAUGAGGAAAGGCCGCCAAGAAGACUCUCAUGAGUUCCUUCGCUAUGCAAUCGACGCUAUGCAGAAGUCUUGUUUGGCUGGUCAUCCCCCGAAAAUUGAUCCCAAGUUGGCAGAGACGACAUGGGUCCACAAAAUAUUCGGUGGUCGGUUACGAUCGCGUGUUCAUUGUCAGGACUGUGGUCACAAUAGCGACACCUUCGACAGCAUUCUGGACCUUAGUCUUGAUAUCCACAAUCUUCAAGGUGUGCGUGGAGCUCUGCACAAAUUUACCGAGGUCGAUACCUUGAAUGGUGCUGACAAGUACAAGUGCGAAAAGUGCAAGAAACCUGUCGUUGCCACGAAAGGCUUUUCUGUGCAUGAAGCCCCGAUGGUUCUCACUGUCCACCUAAAGCGUUUCACUCCUAUGGGUCGGAAACUGAGCAACGUGGUCAAAUACGAAGAGCAACUCUCACUUAAACCGUAUAUGAGCGAAGGUCAAUAUGGGCCGACGUAUUCAUUGUAUGGUGUCAUUUGCCACGCAGGCAGUGGUCCGAACUCAGGCCAUUAUUACGCGCACGUCAAGGCACCGUCUGGGAGGUGGAUGGAGAUGAACGAUGAGACGGUGACUUCCGAUCCACGUGCGCCGCUCGACCUCAAAAAUGCCUACAUUCUGUUCUAUCUGCGAGACAAGGGCCAAGCUCUUGAUGCUGCUCUCAACUUUGUACCUCGGCCCAAGGGACCUAGCCUUAUUUCUGGAAUGAAGAAACGUCAGCGUGAAGAUGACGAGAAGGAGGACGCUGGCGUAAAGGUCACGAAGCCUUUCAUCGGACCACGACUUCCGCCCCCCCUGACGAACGAGGGAGAUCCGCAGGCUGACCUUAUUCGCAAGAAGAUCGAUCAAGUCGCUGCUGUCCAAUCUAGUCAGGCCUUGAACGGGCUGGCAGACUAUAAGUCAGACAGCGAGGAAGAAGCACCUUCACCACCAACACCGCCACCGGUUUCUUCUCUCCCACCAUCUUCUCCACCUCCACCAACAUCCUCUGCCGCUGACCCGUCAUCAUCAUCCCCUGCUCCUCGGGCUGGCGUGUCUACAACGAGUUUUUACGCUCCGAAACGCAAACAUUCUGAUUCGUUUGGUAAAGACCGCGACCAGCUGCCGAAGCGCUCGCCCCUUGGUCAAAGUCUCAAUCCAUAUGGCAAUAACCGCCUCACAAAGGGGCCGAUGAGGCGGAGACCGCGAGGGAUAUAA
Molecule: messenger RNA, 1788 nt
Organism: Mycena indigotica
Lineage: Eukaryota; Fungi; Basidiomycota; Agaricomycetes; Agaricales; Mycenaceae
Product: Ubiquitin carboxyl-terminal hydrolase
Exons: 6
Coding region: 1-1788 (595 amino acids)
Cellular component (GO): nucleus; cytosol
Molecular function (GO): cysteine-type deubiquitinase activity; cysteine-type endopeptidase activity
Source: RefSeq, a predicted model, not a curated record